Messenger RNA from Orycteropus afer afer, 668 nucleotides. RefSeq names its product ALK and LTK ligand 2 (gene ALKAL2). Gene Ontology annotation, biological process: positive regulation of ERK1 and ERK2 cascade; positive regulation of ERK5 cascade. NCBI's taxonomy places the organism in Eukaryota, Metazoa, Chordata, Mammalia, Tubulidentata, Orycteropodidae. The record is from RefSeq and is a predicted model, not a curated record. Gene Ontology annotation, molecular function: receptor tyrosine kinase binding; receptor signaling protein tyrosine kinase activator activity.
AUGAGUGGACCGAGGCGUUCUGUCCUUCUGGGGCUGGUGCUCUUGCUGGUGACAUUGGUACCGUGCCGAGGGAGAACUGAAUCUCAAGAAAUCACAGACAGACAGACUCUUUUAAACCUCAUCAUGGAAAUCAUUCAGGAACUUAAAAAAUACCACUUAGGGGAAUACAAGAAAUUGCAGUUUUUCAGCAAACAUGACUAUACUUUGGGCCGUAGGGAGGUCACUGACUACGGAGUUUAUCCCGAGGAGCAAAGAGUUGAAAUUGUUCCUCGAGAUCUAAGGAUGAAGGACAAGUUUUUAAAACAUCUUACAGGUCCUCUUUAUUUUAGCCCAAAGUGUAGCAAACACUUUCAUAGACUUUAUCACAACACCAGAGACUGCACCAUUCCUGCAUACUAUAAAAGAUGUGCCAGGCUUCUUACUCGGUUGGCCGUGAGUCCAAUGUGCAUGGAAGGAUAAGUGAGCAGUAAAGGAGCAACCUACCAAGAAAACCAUGAGAAGUGCCUUGGAAACCAACAGGGAAAAGAACUUAAUAUCUUUAUAAACAUACUCCCUUGUGUAACAAGAGAUUUAUUUUUGCAGACAGACUCUUCCAUAAUUCCUUUUGAGUUUUUGUUGACACUGUUGGCAGAUAAAUAUUUGGUAUAUUGGUAUACCUGACAGUGAUA